CAGCUACUUCCUUCAGCCCAGUCAGACUACACAGCUCUAUUCGUGUCGACUGCCCAGAGUCCACGAAUCCAGCCCAGCACCUCUCCCCACCACCUCAAACUAAACCUUACUCCAAAUAUAAAGCACAGCAGAGCCUAUCCCUGAUCUCACCCUGAGACCUGCAGCAGCACAUCUGCAGACAGUCGUGACAACAGCUACAUUCCAGGAGCCUCGCCAGCCUCUGUUCAGGCAUGUCACUCUACAGUUUUGGCCUGGAGCCUCUCUCCUGCCACACCUGGAAUAAAGAUAGGACCCAGAUUGCAGUGAGUCCGAACAACAACGUGGUGAAUAUCUAUGAGAAGAAAGGCAAAGAAUGGGUCAAGAUUCAUGAGCUAUCUGAGCACAGUGGACGAAUCACAGGCAUUGAUUGGGCACCAGAGUCCAACCGAAUAGUGACAUGUGCCUCUGAUCGUAAUGCCUAUGUGUGGACUCUGAAGGAUGGAGUGUGGAAGCCCACCCUGGUCCUGGUGCGCAUCAACCGUGCAGCCACCUGUGUAAAGUGGUCACCUCUCGAGAACAAGUUUGCCUUGGGCAGCGGAGCUCGCCUCAUCUCUGUCUGCUACUUUGAGAAGGAGAAUGACUGGUGGCUGAGUAAACACAUCAAAAAAUCCGUCCGUUCCACUGUCCUAAGCCUGGACUGGCAUCCCAACAAUAUCCUUCUGGCAGCUGGGUCUGCAGACUUUAACUGCAGAAUUUUCUCAGCUUACAUAAAGGACAUCGAGGACAAACCUGGACCCACUGCCUGGGGGGCCAAAAUGCCUUUUGGGGAAGUUUUGCUGGAGCACAAGGACUGUGGAGGCUGGGUGCACAGCGUCUCAUUCUCUCCCAGUGGUGACCAGCUGGCCUGGGUGGCUCACAACAGUAGCAUUGCUGUGGCUGAUGCAAGUCAAGGGAAGGAAGUUACCCAGCUGGUUACUGACCACCUGCCAAUGCUGAGCGUGCUCUAUGUCAGCCCUACUGAGAUUGUUGCCGCGGGCCAUGACUGUUGCCCAUACCAGUUCACCUAUAAGAGUAAAGGUGCUCUAGAGUUUGUGAAGAAGCUUGACAUCCCCAAACAGGCCUCCAAGUCAGCUGUGUCAGCCAUGCAACACUUCAGAAACCUGGACAAGAAGGCCACUGAGGAAGACAGCAAUGAGCUUGAGACCCUUCAUCAGAACAGCAUCACGCAGCUGUGUUUUGUAAGUGGAGAGAAAGCCAAAGUGGAGAAAUACAGCAGUGUGGGUCUGGAUGGAGCCAUGGUGAUGUGGGAUUUUAAGCAUUAAGAAAACAAGGCUGUCAGUCCUUGAGGCAUUACAGCAUAUGCAGACCAAUUUCAACUACUCCUGGGUGGAAUUUCCCUGUCGGUGAAUUCAUGUGCAUGAAGAUGGAUCUUUUUUUCUACGUUUAUGAAUAAUAGGCAAACAAUGUCUGCAUGUGUGUUUUGUGUAAUUUGUCAAUAAAACCACCAUGCCAUGGUUGUA
This is a messenger RNA of Cheilinus undulatus (humphead wrasse), 1499 nucleotides long. RefSeq lists its product as uncharacterized. The transcript is spliced from 10 exons. Bases 231 to 1301 code for a protein of 356 amino acids. Gene Ontology annotation, molecular function: actin filament binding. The record is from RefSeq and is a predicted model, not a curated record. Gene Ontology annotation, biological process: Arp2/3 complex-mediated actin nucleation. Gene Ontology annotation, cellular component: actin cytoskeleton; Arp2/3 protein complex. Lineage: Eukaryota; Metazoa; Chordata; Actinopteri; Labriformes; Labridae.